Messenger RNA from Chelonia mydas (Green sea turtle), 600 nucleotides. Its product is annotated as 16 kDa beta-galactoside-binding lectin. The transcript has 4 exons. Gene Ontology annotation, molecular function: laminin binding; carbohydrate binding. Lineage: Eukaryota; Metazoa; Chordata; Testudines; Cheloniidae. Bases 131 to 538 code for a protein of 135 amino acids. The record is from RefSeq and is a predicted model, not a curated record.
UCAUGUGAGCCUUUGCUGCCCAGGUCAGCUGUUUAAAGGCCCUGUAGAGGUAGUGCUGAGUCACACAGCUGAAUCUUGGAACUGGAAAGCAAGCAGUUGUCCUAACUGUGGUGUGGCUUCAGUCAGCAGCAUGGAAUGUGGACUGGUUGCUACUCACUUGAAUGUCCAGGUUGGAGAGUGCAUCAAAGUGAAGGGGAAGAUCUUGCCGGAAGCCAAGGGGUUUGCUGUGAACGUGGGGAAGGACCGCAGCAACCUGGUCCUGCACUUCAACCCACGCUUCGACAGCCACGGGGAUGUGAACGUCAUUGUGUGCAACUCCAUGGAGGAUGGGAUGUGGGGGACAGAGGAGAGGGAGACUGACUUUCCCUUCCAGCAGGGUGACAAGACUGAGAUCUGUAUCUCCUUUGACACAGCAGAGCUGAUGGUGAAAGUGGCUGGUGACAAGGAGAUCGUGUUCCCCAAUCGGCUGGGCCUGCAGAACAUUGAGUACCUGUCUGUGGAAGGUGACUUUGCCAUCAAAGCCAUUAAGUUUAGCUAACUGCUUAGUCCUAUUCCUUCCACCUCCCUGCUCAGUGAAAUAAAUCUAAACUUGGCCUUCAA